GCCACCACACAGGGGCUCUUGCCGGCCGCUCUCCGCCGCUGAGCGCGCGCCUGCUCUGCUCUCUCUCGAACCUGCAUUUUACUGGGGGUUGGGAAGGGCGGUGGACGGUGCUGGGGGAGCCCGACCAGGCAGCACCUUGUAGGUAACCAUUACUGGACCAGAAAGAUGACAUCUAUCAUCAAAUUAACUACCCUCUCCGGGGUCCAAGAAGAGUCUGCUCUUUGCUAUCUUCUCCAGGUUGAUGAGUUUAGGUUUUUGUUGGACUGUGGCUGGGAUGAACACUUCUCUAUGGACAUUAUUGAUUCCCUGAGGAAGCAUGUUCACCAGAUUGAUGCAGUGCUCCUGUCUCACCCCGAUCCACUCCACCUUGGCGCCCUCCCAUUCGCUGUGGGGAAGCUGGGUCUGAACUGUGCCAUCUAUGCCACCAUUCCUGUUUACAAAAUGGGGCAGAUGUUCAUGUAUGACCUCUAUCAGUCUCGCCACAAUACGGAAGAUUUUACCCUCUUUACAUUAGAUGAUGUGGAUGCAGCCUUUGAUAAAAUCCAGCAGCUAAAAUUCUCUCAGAUUGUGAACUUGAAAGGCAAAGGACAUGGUUUGUCUAUCACACCCCUGCCAGCUGGCCAUAUGAUAGGAGGGACAAUAUGGAAAAUAGUCAAAGAUGGAGAAGAGGAAAUCGUGUAUGCCGUUGACUUCAACCACAAGAGGGAGAUCCACUUAAAUGGAUGUUCCCUGGAAAUGCUAAGCAGACCCUCUCUACUUAUCACAGAUUCAUUUAAUGCUACAUAUGUACAGCCUAGAAGGAAACAGAGAGACGAGCAGCUCCUGACAAAUGUCCUGGAAACUCUUCGGGGUGAUGGAAACGUGCUCAUAGCGGUGGACACAGCAGGCCGAGUUCUGGAGCUUGCUCAGCUUCUUGAUCAGAUUUGGAGAACUAAAGAUGCAGGGCUGGGUGUUUAUUCACUGGCACUCCUGAAUAAUGUCAGUUAUAACGUGGUGGAGUUUUCCAAAUCACAGGUAGAAUGGAUGAGUGAUAAAUUAAUGAGAUGUUUUGAAGACAAAAGAAAUAACCCAUUUCAGUUUCGCCAUCUCUCUCUGUGCCAUGGUCUUUCUGACUUGGCUCGAGUUCCAAGCCCCAAAGUUGUACUUGCCAGCCAGCCUGACCUUGAGUGUGGAUUCUCAAGGGAUCUCUUUAUUCAGUGGUGUCAGGACCCGAAAAACUCAAUCAUUCUAACUUACAGAACAACUCCUGGGACUUUAGCACGUUUCUUAAUUGAUAAUCCUUCUGAGAAAGUUACAGAAAUAGAGCUGAGGAAACGCGUGAAGCUUGAAGGGAAAGAACUUGAAGAAUAUGUGGAAAAAGAGAAACUAAAGAAAGAAGCUGCUAAGAAACUUGAGCAAUCGAAAGAGGCAGACAUCGACUCCAGCGAUGAGAGUGACGUGGAGGAAGAUAUCGACCAGCCUUCGGCUCAUAAGACAAAGCACGACCUCAUGAUGAAAGGGGAAGGCAGUCGCAAAGGCAGCUUCUUCAAACAGGCCAAAAAAUCCUACCCUAUGUUUCCUGCCCCAGAAGAAAGAAUUAAAUGGGAUGAAUACGGAGAGAUCAUCAAACCAGAAGAUUUCUUAGUGCCAGAACUUCAGGCUACUGAAGAAGAAAAAAGCAAAUUAGAAUCUGGUUUGACAAAUGGAGAUGAGCCCAUGGAUCAGGACCUGUCUGAUGUUCCCACCAAGUGUGUUUCUGCAACAGAGUCUAUUGAGAUAAAAGCCAGGGUUACUUACAUAGACUACGAAGGACGCUCUGACGGAGACUCCAUUAAAAAGAUCAUCAAUCAGAUGAAACCACGGCAGUUGAUCAUUGUCCAUGGCCCACCAGAGGCCAGUCAGGAUCUGGCUGAGUGCUGCCGUGCAUUUGGUGGGAAAGAUAUUAAAGUAUACAUGCCAAAGCUACACGAAACAGUUGAUGCCACAAGCGAAACGCAUAUCUACCAGGUCAGAUUAAAGGACUCGCUUGUCAGCUCCCUUCAGUUUUGUAAAGCCAAAGAUGCCGAGUUAGCUUGGAUAGAUGGCGUCUUAGACAUGAGAGUUUCCAAAGUGGACACAGGAGUUAUUCUGGAAGAAGGAGAGCUCAAGGAUGAUGGAGAAGACUCGGAAAUGCAGGUGGAUGGCCCUUCAGAUUCCAGUGCCAUAGCCCAGCAGAAGGCCAUGAAGAGUCUGUUCGGAGAUGAUGACAAGGAAUUGGGUGAAGAGACUGAGAUCAUCCCCACCCUGGAGCCUUUGCCGCCUCAUGAGGUUCCUGGACAUCAGUCCGUUUUUAUGAAUGAGCCAAGACUAUCUGACUUCAAGCAAGUUCUUUUGCGGGAGGGGAUUCAAGCCGAAUUUGUAGGGGGCGUACUUGUCUGCAACAAUCAAGUAGCAGUCCGCAGAACAGAAACUGGACGCAUCGGGUUAGAAGGCUGCCUUUGUCAAGACUUUUAUAGGAUACGAGACCUUUUAUAUGAACAGUAUGCCAUUGUGUAAAGGACAUGAUGUCAGGAAGUGUCUGCUUGACCUUUCUCAGGAAGAAAGGAUUCUCAUCUGAGGCUAAACUGUCUUGUUUUGUAACAUACAAAAAGAAUCUGCCAGAAAACGUGAGCAUGUAUUAGACUUUGAAAAAUAUGAAUCAAGAGCCUGGGGUGUAGCUCAGUGGUAAAGCUCUUGCCUAGCAUGUGCAAGGUCCUGGGUUUGAUUCCCAGUACUGAAUAAAAAAAGGAAGAAAGAAAAUGUAAAUAAAACCCAUUUUGUAAAUUCUCUGCCUUGCGGAAUGCUAGAGGCCUCACGAAGAGACAGGCUCAGAACUGAAGGUGUUGAUUUCCUUUGCAGAGCCCUUGCUCCAAAGGGUUCAUUACUUGAGAAAAACAAGCAAACAGUGCAACCUAGUGGAGCAGUUCAUGUCCUUACAGAAACUGGUAUGGAUGCAUUCAUGCAGACAGUUUCUUAUGUUUUCUGGAACGAAAAGGGAGAAUUACAUAGAAAAACGUGCUAUAAAAGAUGCAAACACAAACAAGAAACUGGCGAAACAUUUUUAAAAAAAUAGUGAGCUGUGCUGUUCCUCCUUUUUGAAUUCUGAUAUGCAGUUGCCUCCACACGGAGUCUCUGCCUUCUACCUUCAUCCUGUGUGAAGCAGCACACAUGUUUAGUUUAGAAUAAAUGUUUAUUUCUCCCAUUUCUUGUGUAUGAAGAUUUUUUUGUUGUUCAAUUUGAAUUUAUAACCUCAUCAUUUGAAUAAAAUAAAUGUCAU
Messenger RNA from Microtus ochrogaster (prairie vole), 3274 nucleotides. RefSeq names its product cleavage and polyadenylation specific factor 2 (gene Cpsf2). NCBI's taxonomy places the organism in Eukaryota, Metazoa, Chordata, Mammalia, Rodentia, Cricetidae. The record is from RefSeq and is a predicted model, not a curated record. Gene Ontology annotation, cellular component: mRNA cleavage and polyadenylation specificity factor complex. Gene Ontology annotation, molecular function: RNA binding. Gene Ontology annotation, biological process: mRNA 3'-end processing by stem-loop binding and cleavage.